AGAUUUACAGUAUGAUAAUUGCAUUGAAAAGAUCACACGUUUAUGACAAUGAUUUGUGUCUGGCAUGCAUUUUGGGCUAUGAUGUCGAUUAUUUAGCUCAGUAACAUCUUUUAAUGAUACACAUAUUUGCAAAUUACUAACAAAGCUACCUGUACGUUUAUGGCUGGUAACUGCCUUGCAUAAAUAGCAACUUGCAAACAGAUUCCCCAUAUGUAUGUUGCGCCAGUAGGCAUGAUAAUGUUUUCAUUAUUUCCCAAUAAAGAUUGAAGGAGCGCCUUGGUAACUAUUAGCAGGAACCACUGCCAAUUAUAGUUUUUAAUUAACUUUCUAGUUGCUUGUGAGAUUAUCACAUGUAAAAUAAGCUCACCCCUCCCCUCUUUUUUCUUAGGCACUGAACCGUUAACCAUCCUAUUUAUACCAAGCAUCAUUAUAGCACUGUCAAAAAAUGGCAAAGUAGGACAAAGUAAGUAAUCACAGGCUCCGGUGACAAAUGGAUUUUUGUAGGGCCUUCCGAGUCUUUCCGUGAAGUCUGGAUUUCCCUCCCCAGGGACUGUGUAUACUGAGAGAAUAGACCAAUUUAUUUCAAAGUGUAAUCACUAAAUACAGCGAUGCAUCACAAGACAGCUGGUACUGUAUGUGCACAGCGAUUUGAAGAGUCAUGGCCAGAAUAAAGGGUUUCCAUUCAUCAGCCUCAGGACCAGAUGAACUGAUAUCAAUCCCUGUUUCUAAAGCGUCUGUAUCGUAUUGAUCUUGUCCCAUAAUACGCUGUAACGAGCUGUAGACAUAACUAAACACUGCAGGGUUGCCAAAAGUGAAAACAUAUUUUUCUGUUCGCUAAGUCACAUGCUUUUUUCAAUUCAGAGAGUUCUAUAUGACAGGAAGCAUCCUUUGGCAAUAGCCAAAAAGACUGCCCUUGCGCAUAUGUACAAGUGUGCGCACAUGGAAGGCUACUACUCUACUUAUGGGAGGAACGGCAGUUAUGUAACACAUAACAUCAGCAGAUUCAAAGAGAAAUGCACCAGCUGCCCUGAUGAAUGCCCAGACACUACAGAAACAUUACCAUCUUCACUACACAAAGAUCACACUUCAGAGGAACAAGGACACAUGACAGAGGAGAACCACACCCAUGAUGGUGACCUUGUUCGAACUCAACCUCAGCCCCUACCCCAGCUUACAGCAUCCCUGCCCCAUGCCAGCGAUGGAGAGGCUGCCAGGCAACAGAACGGCACGCACACAGGUCUGAGUAACGGCCACGGCACGCCCCGUGGGGUCACAGAUACCCGCACCUCAGAGCCCAAGAGACACCCGUCGCCCGUCUCGCACCGCGUACAGAGGAAGAUUCGCUCUAGCCUCUCGGUUAACAGCGACAGCAGCAGAAAGAGCAAAAACAGCUCGACGGGUUCUCACAAACCCGGCUCCACUCCAGAGGCAGACUGCUGUGUCCACUGCAUCCUGGCCUGUCUGUUUUGUGAGUUUCUCACUCUGUGCAAUAUGGUGGUGGCUCAGGCCUCUUGCGGCACCUGCACAUCAGAAGCCUGCUGCUGCUGUUGCUGUGCGGACGACCUGGGAGACGACUGCAACUGUCCCUGCGACAUGGACUGUGGCAUUAUGGACGCGUGCUGCGAGUCUUCCGACUGCCUGGAAAUUUGCAUGGAAUGCUGCGGAAUCUGUUUCCCUACAUAAGAGGGAAGUGAUGAACAGGACAGAUGUGUGUGUUCGAAUCACACUAGUGAACAAUCUGUUCCCGAGCUCAACAUGAUCUUGGAAAGUUCAUGAAAACUAUACAAAGGACCAAAAUAUUUUUUGCAUAUUGUACUUAUCCUUGUAUAAAACUACAUAGACCUUUGAUGUUUAAUGGGAAAGUUAAUCUGAAAAAUUUUGUCAUCAUUUACUUGUCAUUAAAUUAAAUUGGUAUAAAUGCCUUCAGUUAAACUAAAAAUAAAAAUCUGAGGCAGAAUGUCCGAGCAAUUACUUUUCAUAAUAAGAAAUAAUAUUGUGAUUUUUUUUACUCCAAAGAAGCACUAUAAUAGCACUACAAUAAUGUGCUAAAAAGCUAAACUAAAUUUUAAUUGUUAUUGAUAGACAAAGUAGAGAUGUUCAUUUCAGUAAAUUUUCCCGACCAACAAACGUAGCUUUGUUAACCGAACAUUAACCUUUAACUGAUUAGAUUUUACAGUUGACGGUUGUCUGUGACCCGGUAAAAACAAUACAAACAUUUUAUUUAAUUUAAACGUACAAACAGCAGCAACAGAUCAACAACAGAACCAGGAUUCAUACAUUAUCAAAGACCAUAUGCGAUCAAUCCAGAGGAUUAAUAUCCAAAGAGUGCAGAUUGUCUCUUUUUCAUCUACUACAGUGGCCAUUUCUUAGGCAGCACACAUUUGAAAAUGUUUUUCUUUUGCGUCUUUUUGUGUUUAUGAUCAGGUUCUUAGACAGAGGCGAUCAACGAAGGUCUGGCCACUGAUAUGUGCAGAUGCACGCGAGAUGGACCGCAUCCACCUUGCGCACACACGCGACUCCUUGCAGCUUCCAAACCAUACUUAAGCACGGACACACAUGCAGUACAAAUUAUUUCUCAUACAAAUUAUUACCAGACCGUCAGGACAGCGCUGAUUCAUUUACAGGACAUUAACAAAUUAAGGAUAGAAAGUGGCGAAAUGUCUGUAGGCACGUGUUAAUAGAUUCUUACCUUUUGGUUAACGGUUAACCGGUCAAUAUGAGCAUCCCUAAGAUAAAGUUUCCUAUUGGCUUUGAUUUUAAAAAUCACUUGCAACAUGAUGGUGAGUAAAUGAUGACAUGUUUGAAAUGUUUGGGUGAACCAUUUUUUUAAAUCAAGUAUUCAUUACUUUAUACUUAAUGCUUUAUUGUCUUUUUGUAAAACUGUUCUAAUUACAAUUUUAAUUUAGUUUUUAUUUUUAUGCAAGGGAUUUUAACAUCCCAUUCUUUUUCUUUACCAUCUCAAUGUUAAAAUGAAAAGCGAGCACACAUCACCUGACUUGAGUUCGCUCACAAAUCACUAUGUUUUGAAUGGAAACAACGCGUUUACACUGUCAGAAGUCAAGCCUUAAAUGGGAUAUUAUGUUUUUUUGAAAAACGUUAAAUGACAGUCUUUAUUUAAGCAGGGUCUGCUGUAGCUCAUCUCAUUUAAAGUCCCUAAGUUUGUUGUCCAAUGACAUAAGCGGUUAGCUUAGUGAGAAGUCUUUGAUGUCACUCAAACUGGAUAAACAAAUCACUUAAAAUUCUGAUAUAAAAAUCAACUUGAACAUUUUUAUCGCAAAAAGAAGCGAGACGUGCACUAGUAAAAAAUAAAUAAUUGACCAAUCACCCUAUUGAUGUGGUCUUGAAGUUAUUAGGUAAUUGUGACCCCCCCCCAAAUAUCUUAUAAAGAUACCCAACACUGUAAAAAGUUACUUCAAUUGGUAAAUGAAGUCGUUUUUUUAAGUUUAUCCAACUUUACUUUUUACAGUGUAGCAAAGCACAUUUUUGCCUUAUUUCUUAAGUGAAUACUGGAAACACUUGCAAAGCUCCUUCUAUUCUUGAUUGUUAAAUCAUAAAUUUGAUAUUGAUUACCUUGCCUAAGGCCUUUUGUGAAUUGUACAAACUUGACAUUUAUCUGCAUUAUGUAAGCUAAUGUUAACAUUAUAAUGUGUUUUUGUUUGUAGCGCUUUUGGUACGCUGUGUGUGCUUGUGACUUGUCUGAGUUAAAAAGUGCUUGUCACAUACUUGACAAAAUGCACCUCAGAACACAGUGUGACUGAUCCAACCCAUGCCAUCACACUUUAUAAACAGGUUUUAAACAAACUACUUGACCUCUGUAGACGUCUUACCUCUCCACAACCCUUUUUGACCUAGCUGGUCAUUUUACACUGAAAAUCCAAAGGAAAUAUGCAAAAGUAUUUUUGACUAAAGACGUUUAUUCAAUUCAAUUUUCAAUUCAAUUUUAUUUAUAUAGCGCUUUUCACAAUUGUUUAUUGUUACUGUAAAAGCUUAAAAAGCGUUUUUAAAUACUCGACUCAAUUUUGACAUUCAUUUCUUGAAUUACAGUAAAGAGCUUGAAAACAUGCACAAACAAAAUGCAUUGUUGUAAAAUCACGUCUCUUCCCCUUCUCAGAAAAUAACAAUCGUACCAUUUAAUUAAAACCAAAAAAAUUACAUGCAUAUUUAAACUCUCAAAUCAAGAUGUGUUUAUCGGGAACUAAUUGCAAUUAAGACAACCAGACAAAACAGUAAUAGUCUAAAGUAGUCCACAAUAGCUCGAUUAAAAAGGAAAGAAAGAAAAUAAAGUGCAUUUUCUCUAUAUGAAAAAAUCAGGUUUCAUAAUUAUAAAAGAUUUUCAACAGAAUGUGAAUAGAGCUUUGCAUAUUUGUCUGUUUUGUUAAUGCACACUGUAGUCAGCCCAUCGUUUUAUGUGUUUCCUCUCUGUACACAGUACAUAUUUUAAAUGUCUUCUGUGUGUAUGAAGCGUUGUGUGUUAAUGGACCAUCAGCAUUGCCUUUCUUUUUAUUUUUAAAUAAAAUGUUAAACUGAAGACAAAGACGUCUCCACCUGCUUGUAAUGCUGAAUUGUGUGAUUAUUCAAUGAAAAUCAGCUACACGCUUUUCUCAGGAAGACGCCC
Molecule: messenger RNA, 4615 nt
Organism: Paramisgurnus dabryanus
Lineage: Eukaryota; Metazoa; Chordata; Actinopteri; Cypriniformes; Cobitidae
Gene: mdfic
Product: MyoD family inhibitor domain containing
Source: RefSeq, a predicted model, not a curated record